Messenger RNA from Pogoniulus pusillus (Red-fronted tinkerbird), 3728 nucleotides. It is a transcript of the gene RNF208, whose product is annotated as ring finger protein 208. Bases 1487 to 2284 code for a protein of 265 amino acids. Gene Ontology annotation, biological process: protein ubiquitination. Gene Ontology annotation, molecular function: ubiquitin protein ligase activity. The record is from RefSeq and is a predicted model, not a curated record. NCBI's taxonomy places the organism in Eukaryota, Metazoa, Chordata, Aves, Piciformes, Lybiidae. The transcript has 2 exons.
CGCCUGCACCACUGCGGCGGCACUGCGGGCACCGGGAGGCAGCGGCGCGGGAGCGCGCAGGCAGCGCCCGCGCCCGCCGAGCCCCGCGGGACAGUGGGGCCGGAGCCUGCCCUGCCUGCUUCCUCCUGCCUGACUCCUGCCUGCCCUUCCUGCCCUGCCUGCCCUGCCUGUCUCCUCCUGCCUGCCCUGCCUCCCCUGCCUGCCUCCUGCCGGCUUCCUGCCUGCACCUGCCGGAGGGCUAAAGGGGGGUGCUCAAGCCGCAUCCCCCCCCCCCGGGCAGCGCAGCCCGCGCUCUCGGCCGCGGAGUGUUGCAUCAGCUCUGCGCGGAGCGGGGGCUCCGCGGCCAGGGGAGCCGGGGGAGGGAGAGCGGAGCCGCGGGGCCGGCGGAAGGUGCCUCCUCGGCGCUACCUGCCCGCCUCCCCCCCCCGCCCCCGGGCAGUCGGUCCCCGCGGAGCAUCCGGAGGCAGAGGAGCCGGCGGGAGCCCGGCGCCGCCAGCCCCAGCCCUGCCUUUUGUGGCCGGUCCCCUCCCCGCGCCGCCGGGGAAGCUGCAGGAGGAGGCGGCGGGGCCGUGGGAAGCGGGGCCGUGGAAGCGGGGAGACCCUCCCAGCAUCUCCGAGGAGCCGGCAGCUCUCACGGGCAGCGCCUGCAUCGCUCUGCCUUUCAGAUCACCUUUAGCCGAUUGGGCCUCCCAGCCUUCGGCGGGCACGGAGCGGGGCUCUGGAGGCUGACCUGGACACACGACCGCAGCGGGUGGCACGGCGGGCCCGUAAUGCAGUGAGCACGAAGCUGAGCUGGGGACAGAAGUGCUGGGUACAGAGGGGACAAGGUGUGUGGCAGCCCUGGCAGCAGCCCAGGUGAGCUGCCCCCCGGCGCGGGAUGUGCCCUGAGCCCUUGCCCCACGGGAGCUGCUGCCGGUGACAGCAAGUGGGAGAGCCUGGGAGAGCCUGGGAGAGCCGGGAAGGCAGAGCAAAGGAAUUCGCAAGCGCAUUCUUCAGCUCCACGAGGAUCCCAGGGCGUGUAAACAGGAUUAAAGGCCGGGUGGAGGUGGGGGCUGGGAUGAAGAGGGGGCUGCCCCUGGCUCCUGCAAGACCCCCUCGGAUUCACCUGCUCUGCGCAGCACCACGAUCCUCAUCUUGCCAUUCUUGACUGUGGCUGAUCCAGCACAGAAAGUGCCAGCAGAGGCAAAGACCUCCGAGUGACGGCCAAUGGCGCGUUAAGGUCCCUGCGGGGCACUGUGGGGAGCCAACACUUUGAUCGCCUCCUCCAAGGCAGGCAGGAUGCCGCUGUGAGCCCUGCCUUCCCCUGCCUGCCCCGGCCUCACGCCUGGCACCCCCGGGGCUGGCCGGAGAAGAGGGGCGCUGGGCCUGCUGGCGCUGCCUCGUCUCCCCAGGAUGCUCUCCCGCGCCAGCAGCUGCUCCCCAUGCUCCUGCUCCGCAGCCAGACCGAGACUGAAAGCUCCGCAGGCUGCCGGCAUGUUUUAGCCUCAUGCAGGCGUCCCUCGGAGACCCCAGAGCAGUGGACAGUAAUGUGAAAACAAUACUCAUGUCGUGUCUGAAAGGGCAACAGGUCAUCAUUAAGAUGGAGGCGAUGAAGAUCAUCCACCCGGAGAAGUUCUCGGAGCUGCAGGGCUCUCAGCCGCGCUACGCACCGGCCCCGCGCCGAGAGCCGCCCCUCGUGGCCAAGCGUGCCUGGCCCUCCGACUCCGAGAUCAUCGUCAACCAGGCGUGCGGGGACAUCCCCGCCUUGGAUGCCACCCCCGGGCCCCUGCCGCUGCCCCGGACUCCCCCCCUGCCGCGGCGAGAGCGCGGGUACCAGAGCCAGCGGAAGGGCAGCUCGGAGGUCUGCUACCACCGGCAGCCGCCGUCGGACGAGGUGAUCGUCAACCAGUACGUGCUGCACCCCUCCACGCCCUGCGAGCCCCUCGAGUGCCCCACCUGCGGCCACAUGUACAACUUCACCAACAAGCGGCCCCGCAUCCUCUCCUGCCUGCACUCGGUGUGCGAGGAGUGCCUGCAGAUCCUCUACGAGUCCUGCCCCAAGUACAAGUUCAUCUCCUGCCCCACCUGCAAGCGAGAGACCGUCCUCUUCACCGACUACGGGCUGGCGGCGCUGGCCGUCAACACCAGUAUCCUCAACAGACUGCCGGCCGACGCCCUGGCCACCAACCCCGUCCAGUGGAGCAGCGACACCGACCGCAGCUGCUACCAGACCUUUCGCCAGUACUGCGGCGCCGCCUGCACCUGCCACAUCCGGAACCCGCUCUCCUCCUGCACCAUCAUGUGAGCCCCGCAUCCCUGCCCGCGCCUCCCGCCGCCGCAGCGGGAGAGGACGCCGGAGCGCCGCGGACGGGCCCCUGUCCCUUCUUUGCUGGAGGCACAGCCUGAGGAUGCUCUGAUGAACGCCCUGGCCAAGGACUGGCAUCCUCGCUGGCGCUGGUGGGCGGCGAUGGGGAUGUUGGGAUCUGGCAACAGCCCCCUCCGUGCCAGUGGUGCCUGGGAAGAGUGACACUGGGACAGGGAGCACAUCGACUUGCACAUCUAGGGACUCCACCUCUCCCCAGGACUGCAGCCGGUGCCCCUGCCCUGCACCGAGCAUUUCACCGCGCUCCUUUCUUGAGCAUCUUCUCCCUCCUCUCUCCCUGCGGCUCCCAGAGUGGACGCUGGGUCCCCAGCAGAACAACCCUUCCCACCACCCCAUGGCCACCGGUGUGGCACAAGGAGCCCUGGAGGUGCACGGUGCCACACCGGCUCACUCACCCAGCACGGGAAGCAAGGACAGGUCCUCAGCUGUGUGCCCCUCCCCCGUCUCUGUAAGUUAUUUGCCAAAGCUUUCAUCUCAGUGGCCAAGCUGCCACGCUCCCGAGUCGCCGUAGCCAUGCCAAGCUGCCGCACUGGCCCCUCGGUUGUGUGCCCACUCGUGGCCCGUGGGCCCCUGAGGAAAGCUCCACUUUGUCCUCGUUUUGGAGGAUUCUUUUCUCCCCAUCUGUCCCCAGCUGCCCUGUCCCAGGCCACUAUGUGUUCACAAAGGCAUUGAGCUGUGCCCGUUCUCUGCCACUCUGCCCGGGGCCUUGCACCGAUGCCCUGUGGGAUGGCUCAGGGGGCAGUGUGGGGUCCAGUACCCCAAACUGCCAGUGAGGGGAUUUGGCUGGGCAGGGGGGCAGAGGUCUGGCUCAUGCCCAUGGUCCCUUCCCCAGCACAGCAUCUCUGUUCUCACCCCUGCGCAGCGGGGCUGGCAGGGCAGCAGCCCCCUGGGCACAGUCUUGCUUUCUCCAGGGCACUUGGAGGGGUAGGUUUGCUACCAGAAAAAGCAAAAAAUGAACCUAAAACAAAAAGAAAAAGCCAUAAAUCGCAGGGGCUGGGCACCACAACCACCCUGCCUGUGGCACCAGGGCACAUGCCACAGGGUCCCAGGGCACCAGGGCCGGGUGAGGAAGAGUGGCUCACAGGGCCCCCACCCUGUAGGGAAGAGCAGCCCCCAGCACUGGUCAAAGGCCAGCACCCAUCAAGGGAAAGGGACCCAACUGUCCCCUCCUGCUCGCCCAAGGCAGCCUGCGAUGCCGCCAGCACAGCCCCAGGUGCCACCCUGCUGCCAGUGAGAACGGGGCCUGAAACCGCCUCUGUGUUGCUCUGCCAAUGCCUCCUGCUGCUGGUCAUGACGAUGAUGAUGUUUUCUACCCGGCCUUGUUCUGACCCCAUCAGUCUCCCCAAUAAAGAUUAUAUUGGAACGA